Nicotiana tabacum (common tobacco) is the source of this 1587-nucleotide messenger RNA. Its product is annotated as glycosyltransferase BC10-like. Gene Ontology annotation, cellular component: membrane. Gene Ontology annotation, molecular function: glycosyltransferase activity. NCBI's taxonomy places the organism in Eukaryota, Viridiplantae, Streptophyta, Magnoliopsida, Solanales, Solanaceae. The record is from RefSeq and is a predicted model, not a curated record.
UGCGAAAUUUUUACAUAAUAAAACAUAAACAAAUUAUACUUUCCACUCUAGCUAGUAUUUUUUUCAAGUUCUAACAGUAGUAUUGGGACUUGUAAUUAAUUAGCUCAACCCUAACAAAUCACCAUCUUCAUUCCAUCCCCCCUCCACCCUCCACCACCCACCACCUACCUUUUACCUCAUUUAACAUCAUGUUUUCUCCUUCUCCAAUCUCUCUACUCUGUGCUCUUUUACUUUGCUUACCACUUGCUAUUAUCUUUACUAUCACUACCCCUCUUAAUAAUAUUACACCACCUCAUGCCUUAAAUAGUACUAGUAGUGACAUACGUUCUAACCCUAUAUCCACAUUCCCCCCACCAACAAAUCAUAGUAUCCAACAAAAACACAGCAAAGAACAUCCUAGUACAGAAUUAUCUUCAGUAGUACAUUUGCACGAGGAAGUUGAUGAUAACUUACUAUUUCAAGAAGCUGCCAAAGUCGACUCAAUACCACAACCAGUUACAGCACCAAAGAAACUAGCAUUCAUGUUUCUCACAACCACACCACUUCCAUUUGCGCCUCUAUGGGAGCUUUUCUUUAAUAAUACGCCUAAAAACCUUUACAACAUAUAUAUACACGCCGACCCACGUUUCAACUAUACGCCGCCGUUUCAAGGCGUGUUUGCUGGCCAAGUCAUCCCUUCAAAACCCACUCGCCGCCACUCUCCAACUCUGACUGCGGCGGGGCGCCGUUUACUCGCCCGGGCACUCCUCCAUGACAAGUUGAAUUACAUGUUUGCCCUUCUUUCCCCAUCUUGUAUUCCGCUUCACUCUUUUAGUUUCACUUACAGAGUUUUGAUAAACUCUAAAAAGAGCUUUAUUGAGAUACUGGGGAAUGAGAGCUGGGCAUACGACAGAUGGGCGGCGCGUGGGGAACACGCGAUGCUACCGGAAGUGAAGUUUGAAGAUUUUCGAAUUGGGUCCCAAUUCUUUGUUAUAAAACGUAAGCACGCGCGGAUAAUAGUGCGUGACAGGAAGUUAUGGUCAAAAUUCAAGCUACCUUGCUUAGAAGCUUCCACGUGUUAUCCUGAAGAGCAUUAUUUCUCUACGCUGCUGAACAUGGUAGACCCGCAAGGUUGUGUUCCAACAACUUUAACACACGUUAACUGGAAGGGUAGUCAGGGGGGGCAUCCUCGUACUUACACAGCUAGCGAGGUGGGACCAGAAUUGAUCUCGACCCUUCGAUCGGCCCGGCCUCGAUAUGGUGAUGAAGUAACCAACAGUUCGGAUUUAUCUGUUGCUAAACGAUAUGACCCUUUCUUAUUUGCGAGGAAAUUUUCUCCAGAUUCUCUCCGGCCAUUAAUGAAUAUAUCGAGCGACUUUAUCUUUAAAGAUUGACCAUAUUUAGUUGUGGUUCUCCUCUUUAUUUCUUCUACUUCAGAUUCCUCAGCUAGUCAGCUAUAAUUCUUUAUCCGACAAAGCUCCGGAAAGAAACAAUUUAAGAAUAAAAAUAAAAAAUCUCAACUUGGCAAAAGUCAAAAAAUAAAUUAAAAAUCCUAUCUCAUUAUUUUUUUUAAAAUUAACUUGUGCGUAUUUCAACUAUUACAUAUGA